Messenger RNA from Brettanomyces bruxellensis, 2547 nucleotides. RefSeq lists its product as uncharacterized. Lineage: Eukaryota; Fungi; Ascomycota; Pichiomycetes; Pichiales; Pichiaceae. Gene Ontology annotation, biological process: protein folding in endoplasmic reticulum. Bases 1 to 2547 code for a protein of 848 amino acids. The transcript has a single exon. The record is from RefSeq and is a predicted model, not a curated record. Gene Ontology annotation, cellular component: EMC complex.
AUGAGGUUAAGCUUAUUUACAUACUUUUUGCUGCUAGUGAAAGUAGUGCUGUGCAUUCCUGUAGACGAAAUCUUUACUGUUGACUAUCAGACAGUCCAAACAGGAAUACCAUUUUCAAGUAUAUUACUUGGAGACAGAUUAAUUUCCCUUACAAAUAAGAAUGUGCUUGCUAUACAGAAUGUUACAAAUGGAGAUGUUUUAUACCGGUAUGCAUCCGAGAUCCCUUUUACAAAUCAAUCAUCGUUGAUCAAAAUAGAUAAUAAGUUCUUCGGAUCGUCUUUAGUGCUUGAGGGAGGUGUGUCGGAAAUAACAAUUUGGAACGUCGAAACAUUCACGACGAUAAAAGAAGAAUUAGAGAUUUCUGGAAACAUAAUUGGACUUUUUUCAGGGGGUUUGAAGGAUAAUGAACCAAAUGUAAUUGCCAUUGAUGAUAUCGGAAACAUCCAUUUAAUUUCAAAGGAAAGGCAUGAACUAAUACGAUUGAAAAAGGCAUCAUCGAUCCAGGAUCUCAAAUUCAGGGAUGCAAAAUAUGCAUCAUCAACUCAAGGUUCCAAGUUAGUCAUUCUCGAGUCACAAGAUGGAUCCACAUAUUAUAUUACCAUUGGUAGUGACAAUAUAAAUAGCGAACUAAGGUCUUUUGCGAAAUGUAAGUUUUCAGAUUUGGAGCUUACAUCAGGAUUGAAUAUUAGUGCGGCAUGUCUUGGCUCUAGAGCAUAUGAAUUUGAUGACGGUAAUGGUAAAUUCGAGAUUUCAACCUCCAACUAUGGUUCUGAACUUGUUAGUUUGUCUUCGAAUGCCGAUGGUAAGAUCAAAAAAAUAGUUGAUUCACCAUAUUACUUUGCACAACUGGAGAAUACAGUUUUGAUAUAUGACCCAAUUAGUUUAUCUUCUAAAGUUGUGCAAAAAUUAAAUGUUUCAUCAUCCGUUAACACCGGAAGGAUUACCAACAUGGAUAUUUUGUAUGAUGAUCGGACAAAUACUUUCACUGUCAUGACCACUCGUGAUGAUAUGAUUGUUGAAGCCACACACGGUAAUGCUACUUGGGAAAGAGAUGAAUCAGUUUCCUUUCCAAAAGAUGUUGUUAUUUUGGAUACAGAUGAAAAACAAUAUGUCCUUCAACAGCAACUUACGUUGGAAAAAACUUCGAAUAUUCUUACAGCUUAUAUAAAUAGAUUUAGGAGCAACAUUCAUCGGCUUUUGAACACUGACUUCAGCCGAAAUGCGAACUUUGGCACCAAUUUUGGCUAUUUGAAGAAAAUAGUUGUUCUUACGGAAAAUGGAAAGAUUGCAGUUUAUGAAACAAGCUUGAACUCAACAUCUUCCUGGAAACCAAAAAUUAUAACACCUCAAAUUAAAUUCGACAGAUUGUUCAAAGUGGAUAAUUCAUUGAUUGGCGUUGAAAACAAUAGCUUUUAUCACAUACUGCUAGAUGACAACAGUAUUAUACCAUGCGAUCUCCAAUUCAUACAAAAGAACUUCAAGAUUUUGGAUGAUUUAGCAAGUGAUGGAGUCAGAGUGCAUAAAAUUAUACAGACGAAGGAAGAUAACAUCUAUACUGCAGCAGUUAGUCAGGACAGAAAUUCUGUCAUUGGCUAUUUCAUGGAUAGAAGUAGCCAGUCGAAAACAUGGAGAUUGUCUUUUCUUAAAAAUGAAACGUUCUUAUCAAUUAAUUCCAGAAGUUACGGGAACGACAAAGUAGCAAGUCCUGCGGUUGUGUUACCGGAUAGAAAAGUCCUCUAUAAAUAUUUGAUUCCAAACAUUGCGGCUAUUUCUUCGUAUAACAACGCCACUAAGGAAGUCGUGAUGAGACUAACCGACAUCGUUACAGGUAAAGUAUAUAAGACAUUUACCAAGGAAACCGACAACCCUAAAGUGGUUAAGAUCUUAUUUGAAGAGAACUUCAUUAUAAUAUUGACACAAAAUACCAAUUCAUUGGAUACAGAAUUCACAGUAAUUGAUAUGUUUGAGUCGUUAACACCGGAUUUAAAGAAGACCAGAGUCAUAGACACGUUCGAUUCUUUUGGUAACAUCACAAUCUUGCCAGAGUGGUCUUCACGCUCGUAUCUUCUUCAAGGUGUAACUGUCCGGGAUAUAACAUUAACGUACACGAAAAAUAACAUAGCUUCGAAGUGGAUUAUUGUUUCUUCGGAAGAAGGUGUUAUCACGGCAAUUCCGAAACAAAUUCUUGAUGGAAGGAGACCUCUUGAAGCUGCAAAGAAGGGAACUGCUGCUGGAAUGAUGUAUCAACCAUACAUAAUCCCAGCGGACAACUUAAGGCUCAGCCAUUACCGAAAACUAGUUUCCAACAGUGAAAAUCACAGGUUACUUUCCGUUCCGACGGAACUUGAGUCAACUUCGGUAAUUGUGUCGGUGGACACUGACUUAUUUACAACGAGGGUGAGACCAUCAUCAUCCUUCGAUACAAUUUCAGGAAGCUUCAAGAAGAAAAUUCUUGUGAUGACAAUUAUCAGCUUAAUUCUUGGUAUCAUGUACUGCAAGCCAUUGGCGACGCAGAAGAAAUUGAAGGAUAUAUGGAGACGUAACUAA